This is a messenger RNA of Lethenteron reissneri (Far Eastern brook lamprey), 4953 nucleotides long. Its product is annotated as chromodomain Y-like protein 2. The record is from RefSeq and is a predicted model, not a curated record. NCBI's taxonomy places the organism in Eukaryota, Metazoa, Chordata, Hyperoartia, Petromyzontiformes, Petromyzontidae. Gene Ontology annotation, cellular component: nucleus. Gene Ontology annotation, molecular function: transcription corepressor activity.
GGGGAUAGGGGGAGGGGCGGGGGGUGUGGGGGCGCGGGAAACUUGGGUCGCGCGCUGUAGGCGGUGAAUCGUCGCUCCGCUAGCACCAUGGCGUCGGAAGUCUAUGAGGUGGAGAAGAUAAUAGACAAGCGGAAGACACGCAAGGGUCGUAUAGAAUAUCUGGUCCGGUGGAGAGGAUUUAACAGCGAUGGGGACACUUGGGAGCCCGAGCACCACCUUACAACCUGCACGGAAUACAUCAAAGAGUUUGACGAGUGUCGGAGGUUCAGCUUUAACAAAGCCCAAGAAGCGGCGAAUGAGCUAAUUUCGCGGUCGCCACUUCAACCGCAGCUGCAACGUACAAGCCUUCCAGACAUCAUCACAGAAAAGGAGAGUCUGGCUUCCUCGCAAGCACGGAAAUCGUCGUUUUCCUUCAUUGGGAGAAGUCCAAUGGACCUUUCCCAGACGGGAAUCAAAGUUCUUGUACCAAAGUUGGAGUCGAGAGGCAGUAACUUGAUCACGAGUUUGCAUGGCACCGUUAGUGCCACCAGUGAAUUCAAAUUCAAGGACGAAUUGAGCAACGCAGCUCAGGCCCCGGGAGAAGAGCGGCUGCGUGGAGAGAAGAUCAUUCUGACUCCCAAUGGAGGCAGUCCUACAGAGAGGGCCAGGAUGGGCUCAAGGGCCAUGAGGCCACCGGGGCGGAUCACAGUUCAGCUUAUGGCGAAACAGAUUUGCCGCUUCGACAAAGCUUCUGCGCUGAUGGGGGACAGUAAAGACGAGCACUUGGGCCAGGACAGCGAAUCACAGGCGUCAAUAUUGAAGCCACAAGUCAGUCUACCUCUGGUGUUCCCGGCUCCUGGCCAACCCAGCCCAUCCCUCUCCAAUGCCGUACCUCAGGGGAUCCCGCCGCCAUACGGGAGCGGCGCCCACGUCGGCUCCACGGCCGUCGGCGGCGCCCCCACCGUGGGCAGCGGCGUCGGAGGAAGCGCCGGGAAUGGAAAGCGGACUGUGGGGGACGAGCCCCAGGGAUUACCGCUCGACAAGCGGCAGCGCUGCAGCGUGCGGCAGAGUGAGUCGACGUGCCGCUACCGCAACAUCGUGGUGCGCAAGCUGGAUGGGUACACGCAAAUUCAGCUCUCGACCAAGAAUGCUGGCAACAGCCUCAGUGUGGAGGUGAUGAAGGAGAUCCAGAAGGCGAUGGGUAACGCCGCGUGCGACGAGAACCGCCUGCUGCUGCUGGGCGCCGUGGGAAACGUGUUCUGUAGCGGACUGGACUUUCUGCCUUUUGUCAAUGGACUCGCUGACAACCCUGAGGAGGGGAGCUCUCGCAUGGUGGAUGCCAUUAGGGAGUUUGUGAAUGUGUUCAUUCAUUUCCAGAAGCCGAUCGUAGCGGCAAUCAGCGGCCCCGCGGUGGGGCUAGGCGCCGCCUUGCUGGCGCUGUGUGAUCUGGUUUGGGCCAGCGACAAGGCCUGGUUCCAGACGCCGUACGCGGCGACCGGACAGACCCCCGACGGCUGCUCGUCCUUCACUUUCCCUCGAGCCAUGGGCACGCUAGCCGCCAAUGAGGUGCUCUUCUGCGGCAGAAAGCUGACGGCGUUACAAGCGUGCGAGAUGGGUCUGGUGUCGCAGGUGUUGUGGUCCAGCACCUUCUCCCAGCAAGUCCUGGAGCGGGUCAAGGAGCUCGCCUCUUGCCAAUUGACAGUGUUGGAGGAGACGAAGAAGCUGCUGCGGUGCGGACUGACGGCCGAGCUAGAGGCGGCCAACCAGCGCGAGUGUGCGGCGCUGCAGAGGAUCUGGAGCUCGGUGGAGGGGAUGGACUCUCUUCUCAAGUACAUAGAGAAGCGCAAGAUGGAAGAUUUGUGACCGGCGCAAUUUCUGUGUCUUUGCCGUUUUGGCUGCCCGUCGCCGCUCAAAAUGAAGGAGUGCAGCAGGAGGUCUGCUGCACAAGCGGGUUGGUGUGGCUGAAAUCGGCACGAGCGGACCAGGAACCCCCCCCCCCCCCCCCCCCCCCCCCGUAUCCAUCCCUGCACUGCGUUACUUCUGAACUUUCGACAGUCGUACUCUCGGUUUGUUUUCGUUACUGAAUUCUUUACAAACUAAAGCAAGCGAAUGAAAAAAAUGUAUAAAGAAAAGGCAGCAAUUUUUUCGUAGUGUGCGUUCGACUGAUUGUAGAUAGGGCGCUGCCUUUCUCGGCGCCGGAUGGAGAGGUUAAACUACCACGCACACCCCCCCCUCCCCCACCUGGAAGCACCCACCGUGGGGUUAGCACACGGGCGCUCAACUGCACACAGGCAUUCAACUGGACACAAGUGUCUGUUGGAAUGUGAAGAAAAGCUUUUGAUGCAUCUGGCAUUGCUGCCACUGAAAGCAAGUUCGUAGGUUGUUCGUGGAUCGUCUUGGCCUGCCAUUUGGGUUUUGCACCUCGCGACGCCUUCUUCGUUUUUGCUGUUGCGUCUCCGAUGAUUUCGCCGUUGUAAGAAGUCAAAACGACGACAGCCACGUUGCCGCCUUGUUCGUUGAAGUGCCUCUACAUGUUUGAGGACGCAGUUUUCGUUUAUUUAAUACUCGGAUUUCACGUUGCAUGUUUGAACCAUGUAAAUAUGUAGUAGUUUUACAUUUUAAAAGUUUCAACCUACUGUAUUAUUCGUACAUUAUUUUAUUUGGCCCUCCAUGUGCUACCGUUUUGUGGUCCCCAGUUUCUAUGACCUCCAAACUAAGCGUAAUAUUAUCCUGCAGAUCUUUCACGGGCAUCUUUAUGUCUGUAAGUGUGGCCUUACACCAGUGCAGCGUCAUUGGCCUCAUGACUUGUAGGUACGCCGUUCUGCAUGCCAUGCAGUGUUAGCAGUCAGAAUGUGAGACAAAGAACCAUUGUGACCCAACGUCGAAUAUAACCAUGGGAGUCCAAGUAAGUCUAUUAUUUGAUGAGGUACAACGUAUUUCUUGCCCCACCUGUAAUAAAUUCUAACGUUCGGACCAACCAAACUAGCUAGCUAAACCAGAGCCACAGCCACCAGGACACCAAUCUACACCCUGACUCGUCCACAUCUUUGGCGUGAGAGAACUAAUUUUAUGAAAAUGUAGAUUUUUGUUUCAUUUUGUAUUUUAUUCUGUUGCAUUUGUUAAUGUAUAGUUGUAUGUGAAAUUAUACUGCAUUGUAGUCAGUAUUGUCUAAUUUGUUUUGUGUAUUGUAUAACGCGCAUCAUCAACAACACCAAGAGCAGGCCUAGAGUUCUCUCCAUCCACCAAAAACGACACGCUCAGCCAACCGCACGUGGUUGAGUGACAUCUCAGACUGCAAGGCAGUUUACGUGUCGUCUUGCCAAUGACAACCACCUACCCGUCAGCCAUGAUCUCGGUGUGCCUAGCUGCUGACUCAAAUCCGAAUCCCCCUACUCGGAUCGUGCUGUCACCGUCCUAGAGUUUCACCCAGAUCCGGAAGAACGUUGGCGAACGGAGUGGAGCAACGCAGUCGUCCAGGGUAAACUCCUCAUUCGAGAGUCAAACAUGGCACUUGCUGGCUCUGACAAUACCUCAAACACUGCUGCACCAUCGACCUCAUCAGAACAUCUCCAGGCCGAUGCACACAUCGCCAUUAAUGCAAAAUUAAAGACAAGCCACAGGAAUGGGAUUGUGGCCAUGCUACCCAAACUAUGGGCCAUCAAGUAAACCACUGGACCGCAUUCUUUCAAAGGAGGAAUAGAAAAACUACACACACUCUCCUGAUGGUGCCCGCUUGUUAUGGUUGGCAUACCUCAACAUUGGCAUUUAGCUGCUGUCCAUGUUGCCAUCUUAUGCAAGAAUGCAAUAGAAUGCGCUCUUGUCCACUUUUGUUCCAUUUCCUUUUUCACGAAAGGGAGUCCCUACGAUGGUAGUCCUGGUAAGGCAUUAUUCCUUCCUGGUCUAGGAACGCUACCAAAUGGCCUGGUCCCGGUGGUUUCAAAUCGCCCUGCCCGGUGGUCGCAAUAUUUUGUAAAAAUAUAAUUAAAAAUCAAAACACAUUCGUCAACAAAGACAGUCACUGCAUCGUGCACUUUCAGAUGUGCUACGGCCGUCUGGAAUGCUCUUUCAGUGUAAGGAAGACAUGAGCUAUGCACCUUUAAAUCUAUAUUGAAAAGUAAUUUCUUGGAACUGCAUUUUUUUGUAUUUAGUUUGGUGUCCUUCCCUUGCAUCUCCCAUUAGCGUGGUUGGCUAUGCACAGUGUGGAAUAAGUUCAACAUACAAAAGUGUUAUCGGCAAAUGUGUAUUGUCGAGGUGUCUGUGUGCUUUGUGCACCGCUGCCAACGUAGUAAUACCAAGUCACUUGUUUGGUUUUGCGAACCUGUGGAUUUUAUCCCGGUUCUAAACAGUUUGACUUCUUGUACGACUCGUGGUAUGAGAAACGGGCAAGGCUCGACUACCCGAUUCACGGGUGCGGUUGGCGAAGGGCGGGGGUAUGCGGAACCAACGUCAGAAAGAGCUUGAGCACAAGUGACUUUAAAAAAGUGGACCGGUCUGGCGGUGGGUGGUGGAGGCUUUGCUCAUCGUCGUUGUGUCCCGGGUGACGUGGCAGCUCUACUCCAGUAACCGGAGGCCGUUUAACGCUGCCCCGAGUAUCACGUGUCUGUGACCUCGGUCACGGGGCCGUGGUGACGAGGGCGUGAGCGACAGAGGCACGAAGAGUGAGUGGCAGCCCUCAGGAGUGUGGAAGGGACUGGUGGGAACGUCGAAAGAAAUUCGUGGAAGUGCACGCCCGAAUGUUUGGAUGCUGGUCGCUGGGCCAGCGUAGAGAUUCGAUGAAGUCUCAAACUAUGUUAACAAUGGAAAUGUAAUAUAUCAUGGUGUUCACUGGCACAUUGCAAAUGCGAGGUACAGUCGUGGAGGAUUUGUAAAGCUAACCUCGGUUGUUGAUACACGAAGCAAAUGAUGCUUCCAUGCUCUUUGGGUCUUUCGGUAAAGUCACGCAAAUAGAAAAAUAAAAAAUGUAAUCGCGGCCUU